This is a messenger RNA of Paramecium tetraurelia, 1495 nucleotides long. RefSeq lists its product as uncharacterized. The record is from RefSeq and is a predicted model, not a curated record. The transcript is spliced from 4 exons. Gene Ontology annotation, molecular function: sulfur dioxygenase activity. Gene Ontology annotation, biological process: glutathione metabolic process; hydrogen sulfide metabolic process. NCBI's taxonomy places the organism in Eukaryota, Ciliophora, Oligohymenophorea, Peniculida, Parameciidae.
AUGAAAGCAGCUUAGCAACUCUGUGAGAAUCGACCAGGAGAAAAAGUUGAGAACCAAGACUACUUCAUCCAACAAUACUAUAUUGAAUGUUUGUCCACAUUUUCUUAUUACAUCGAAUCCAAAGGAGAGGCUUGUGUUAUUGAUCCAUUGAGGGAUAUUGAAUAAUAUGUUCAAUUAGCCAAAGAGAGAAAUGCUAAUAUCAGAUGGGUGCUUGAGACUCAUUUCCAUGCAGAUUUUGUAAGUGGACACAGAGAAUUGGCAGCAAUCACUGGAGCAACCAUAGUCUAUGGUCCUUCUGCAGUGGCUAAUUUCCCUAUAAAAUAAGCAGAAGAUGGAGAAUUGUUACCACUAGGAUCUGUCUAAAUAAGAGUGGAUCACACUCCAGGACAUACAAUGGAAUCCAGUUGUUUCGUUCUAGUUAAUUAAGGAAAAGACCACUCUGUCUAUACUGGAGAUACCUUAUUUUUGGGUGAAGUGGGUAGACCUGAUUUGGCUGUAAACAACGAAGAACUUACAGUUGAGAUGUUGACCUCAUAUCUUUAUGACUCAUUGAGAAAUAAGGUUAUGAAAUUAAAUGAUGAUGUAAUUGUUUUUCCUGGUCACGGAGCUGGCUCAUCAUGCGGUAAAGCCAUUGGAACAGGAAAGUCUUGCACUAUUGGAAUUCAAAAAUAGAAGAAUUAUGCUUUGCAACCAAUGUAGAAGGAAGAAUUCAUUAAAAAGAUACUAGAAGGCAUGCCCAAGCCUCCCUAAUACUUUUUCCAUGAUGCAAAACUUAACAAAUGUGGCCCAAAUGAUAUCACAGCUUUAUUGAAUGAAGUUUUAAAACCAUUGGAAUUUGAAUAGUUUAUGGAAUUCGUCAAAUCUGGAGCGACUAUACUUGAUACAAGACCUAAUGUUACAGAGGGAAUUGUAGAUGGAGCAAUCAACAUCUCAUUUAAGUCAGGAUUAGUCAAUUUUGCUGGAAAUAUCAUUAAGCCAGAAACUAAAUUAGUAAUUAUGGCCAACUAAGAUGACGUUUAAGACACAAUCCUCAGAUUAUUAAGAAUUGGAUACGAUAAUAUCUUAGGCUAUUUAUAAGGAGGAUUUGAAGUUUACAAAGCCAAUGGUGGACCAUUAGCAACUGUCAAAAUAGUCAGUCUAGUUGAGUUUUGUGAUGUUAAAGCCGACCAAGAAAAUCAUGUAUUUUUAGAUGUCAGAGGACCAGGAGAACAUAAAGAGAUGGGAUUUGUAAAAGGAGCUAUUAGAGUUCCAUUACCAGAAGUGGAAGCCAAUCUUGAUAAAAUCCCAAAAGAUAGGUUUGUGCAUGUAUAUUGCAAAACAGGAGGAAGGGCGAAAAUGGGAAUGAGUCUUCUUGUUAAGAAUGGUUAUAAGAAUGUUGUUAUUGCAUAAGAAGGUGGAUUCAUUUUGAUAAAAGAAAAAUAAUUGAUGGAAAUAGAAUAUAUUUGAUUUCAUAAAUUUUAAGAGUAAAAGUAGUAUAAUAAAUAAUAAAAAAAAA